AUAUCUCCUGCCCUUGUUACAGCUAUUGAGAACUCCAUGUUUUCCAUCAUUGUUUUAUCAGAAAAUUAUGCAUCUUCUAAAUGGUGUCUGGAGGAGCUUGCAAAGAUACUAGAGUGCAUGAAAACCAGGGACAGAGGGUUCUCCCAAUUUUCUAUAAUGUGGAUCCCUCAGAUGUGAGAAAUCAUAGGGGAAAAUUUGGAGCAGCCUUAGCUGAACAUGAGAAGAAUUUGACAGAGAAUAUGGAGAGGGUGCAGAUUUGGAAGGAUGCUCUCACUCAAGUUGCAAAUUUAUCUGGUUGGGAAUCAAGGAAUAAGAAUGAGCUUCUACUAAUCAAGGAAAUCGUUAAGCAUGUUUUCAAUAAAUUGAUAAAUAUAUGUAGUGGUGAUACUGAGAAACUGGUUGGAAUAGAUGCUCGCAUACAAGAAAUAAAAAUGCGAUUAUGUUUGGAAUCGGAUGAUGUUGGUAUGAUAGGAAUUUGGGGCAUGGCGGAAUAGGGAAAACAACCCUUGCUAGAGCUCUUUACAACGAAAU
Molecule: messenger RNA, 531 nt
Organism: Vitis riparia (riverbank grape)
Lineage: Eukaryota; Viridiplantae; Streptophyta; Magnoliopsida; Vitales; Vitaceae
Product: putative disease resistance protein At4g11170
Exons: 2
Coding region: 81-494 (137 amino acids)
Biological process (GO): signal transduction; defense response
Source: RefSeq, a predicted model, not a curated record